AUGAGCCUGAUCGCACGUUCGGGCGCCCUACGACCGGCAUCGCGCCGUUCCCUGGCCGUCCUCGCCAACAGCCGCUUCACCACCCAAAGAGCCGCCUUCAGUUCGCAACCGCCACGCCUUCUACCAUCCACCGACUCGCUGUUCUCCCGUUCCUCUGGUUCCAAUGAGCCUACGAGCUACUUCCAGCGUUCAUCACUACCCGCCAAUACCAUCGUCAAGUUUGUACCCCAGCAAACAGCAUGGAUCGUCGAGCGCAUGGGCAAGUUCAGUCGCAUCUUGGAGCCCGGUGUCGCCAUCCUCGUCCCCAUGAUUGAUCGCAUCGCCUACGUCAAGAGUCUGAAGGAAGCUGCUAUCGAGAUCCCUUCCCAAAGUGCCAUCACCGCCGAUAACGUUACUCUCGAGCUGGACGGUGUACUCUACACUCGCGUUUUCGAUCCUUACAAGGCCAGCUACGGUGUUGAGGAUGCAGAAUACGCUAUUUCACAACUCGCUCAAACCACCAUGCGUUCCGAGAUUGGUCAGCUUUCCCUCGACCACGUCCUGAAAGAGCGUGCUGCUCUGAACACAAACAUUACUCAGGCCAUCAACGAGGCUGCACAGGACUGGGGUGUUACUUGCCUGCGUUAUGAGAUCCGCGAUAUCCACGCUCCUCCUGGUGUCGUUGAGGCCAUGCAUCGUCAGGUCACUGCCGAGCGUAGCAAGCGUGCCGAGAUUCUGGAAUCUGAGGGUCAGCGCCAGAGUGCCAUCAACAUCGCCGAGGGUCGCAAGCAGAGUGUCAUCCUUGCAUCCGAAGCCUUGCGCGCGGAGCAGAUCAACAUGGCUACUGGUGAGUCCGAGGCCAUCCUCCUCAAGGCCAAGGCCACCGCUGCUGGUAUCGACGCUGUCGCAAACUCCAUCGCUUCAGGCAAGGAGAGCGCCCAGGGUGCUGUCAGUCUCAGUGUCGCCGAGAAGUACGUCGAAGCCUUCGGCAAGCUGGCCAAGGAGGGUACCAGCGUUGUUGUUCCUGGAAACGUCGGAGAUAUUGGCAGCAUGAUUGCCACCGCUAUGGGCGUCUACGGCAAAGUCAACGAAAGCCAGGCCCGCGCCAUGGCAUCCAAGCAGAUCUCCGCCCCUUCAGAAUCAUCCGAGCAAGAUUCAUCCAGCAACCAGAGUGUCACCGACAGCGUACUCGAGAGCUUCGAAUCCACACGGGCAAAGCACUAA
Molecule: messenger RNA, 1203 nt
Organism: Aureobasidium pullulans EXF-150
Lineage: Eukaryota; Fungi; Ascomycota; Dothideomycetes; Dothideales; Saccotheciaceae
Exons: 1
Coding region: 1-1203 (400 amino acids)
Cellular component (GO): membrane
Source: RefSeq, a predicted model, not a curated record